Messenger RNA from Exophiala mesophila, 1894 nucleotides. RefSeq lists its product as uncharacterized. Bases 100 to 1335 code for a protein of 411 amino acids. NCBI's taxonomy places the organism in Eukaryota, Fungi, Ascomycota, Eurotiomycetes, Chaetothyriales, Herpotrichiellaceae. The record is from RefSeq and is a predicted model, not a curated record. The transcript has 2 exons.
CCACCUCUCUCAUAUUAGCCACCGUUCCUUGCGCCGGAUGAGAACACUGUCCUUCAGUCUCCUUUUUCCCCUCUACUUCCCCGGCUCUCGUUCUGGAAAAUGCUCUUCCUAUUGCCUACCCGUUACAGUCUUAUGUUAAUUGCCACCACUUUGACAUGCUUAUUGCUUUAUCUCACCUUCUCCCCGCCCACCUUCUGGGAUCAAGCUGUCGUCUAUGACGAUGCUGCCCCUCGUGGCAAUGGCACGGAUCAUCUGCAUAUGUCUCAGCACUUGUCAACCCCUAUACGAGACAAACGAUUGGCCCAAGUCUUGAAUGAUACUUUGGGUUUCCAGGAGAUCUAUUUGAUAUCAUUACCCACACGCACCGACAAGCAAGACACAUUCGCCAUGCAGGCUGCCUUCACAUCCCUUAGGUAUACCGUCAUUGAUGGUGUUGAUGGCAACACUGUUCCUUCAAAAGCCCUUCCACAUACCAUGGACUUGGGUCCGAAUAUCGUCGGUUGCUGGCGAGCUCACAUGAACACUCUCCAGAAGAUGGUUCGCGAAAACAUUGCCACUGCCUUGAUCUUUGAAGAUGACGCCGACUGGGACGUCUCGUUCAAACAACAAAUGGUUCAAUUUGCUCGAGGUUCUCGAUUCAUCACCAAUACCACUCGUCCUGAGAAAUCGGCCUCACCAUAUGGCGACAAUUGGGAUAUUCUCUGGAUCGGCCAUUGUGGAACUUGGUAUCAUGAACAGGACAACCGCCGCAUGUUUGUCAUUCCUCAAGAUCCGACCGCCGAGCCUCUCCAGCUUCGUCAGAACGUCGAUCAGCCGGACCUGUCGCACUGGGAGACUGGCCCUCACGCCGACCCACGCACACGAGUUGUCUUCAAUUCCAAAGGCGGAGUCUGCACUCCAGGGUAUGCCAUUUCUCAACGAGGUGCUCGCAAGGCACUCUUCCACAUGAGCAUGAUUCCAUACAACGACCCAGUCGACUGGGGUUACGUGAAUCUGUGCAAUGACCAGAAAAUGAACAUGACGUGCGUUUCUGUGUUUCCUCAGCUCGUUGGUGUGUCGCGACCGACUGCCAAUACCAGCAAGACUAGUGAUAUUGGGUAUGGCAACGACGAGGAUCGAGUGGUGGAAGAGGCCAAGUCACUGCACAUUGUAUAUUCCACCAGGCUGAACAUGGAAAGGCUCAUCAGGGGCGAUACUGUUUUUGACAGCCAGUUCCCCGACAUCACUGGACCGCAGAUGGAUAUCAAGGAAAUCGGAGCAGCCGUUGGCCAUGCCGAGAUUCUUCAUGUUGACGAUCUACCCAAGCCUAAACUCGACGGACAACCCCCUACUUGAAAGGGCAAUAUCAUGAAUCGUCCUAGAUGGACGUCCUCAACCCGGCCAAAACAUGGAUCUCACAGCAUUCUGAUCGCAGUUAAACGAUCGCAUCUCAACACUCCCCAGAUUACGAACUCGAGCGGACAACUACCGGUGACCUGGAUGAUUUACUUGGUGUACAUCACGUUGAUGUCUCUCAUGCUCGCGUGUACAGGGACACAAGGUUCGCAGAUGGGAUAUACUAUCAUUAUUAUCGAACGAUGACCAUGCACUGUCUGCAUUGUUCAUUCGAAAGAGCAGGGAUGUCUCUGCAGGCAAGGUUGAAGCCAUUUGAAUUAUGACCUGAAAUAUACAGGUUCAUGUGAUAUCACGUGUUUGGAGUCGAGCAUUGUGGAAGAAACGGACUCCCGAUCUUUUUUGUACGAGUAGAUUGCGGAAGCGGUGGGAAAUUCUGAAACAAAAUCGCAAUCAAUGGCAAGAGCAAAAACGGGUUAGAUGCGUGGGGAGGUGGGGUCCGGUUCGGACAACGAUUGGAAGGUGCGAGUUGAGAUCAAUCUUGCCAGUGGUAAGCUAAGCC